This is a messenger RNA of Saccharomyces eubayanus, 930 nucleotides long. It is a transcript of the gene ODC1, whose product is annotated as mitochondrial 2-oxodicarboxylate carrier. Gene Ontology annotation, cellular component: mitochondrial inner membrane. The record is from RefSeq and is a predicted model, not a curated record. Gene Ontology annotation, molecular function: ATP:ADP antiporter activity. Gene Ontology annotation, biological process: mitochondrial ATP transmembrane transport; mitochondrial ADP transmembrane transport. The transcript has a single exon. Bases 1 to 930 code for a protein of 309 amino acids. NCBI's taxonomy places the organism in Eukaryota, Fungi, Ascomycota, Saccharomycetes, Saccharomycetales, Saccharomycetaceae.
AUGUCCUCCGUAGAUAACAGACCUUUGCCGUUCAUAUACCAGUUCACAGCGGGCGCUAUUGCCGGUGUCUCCGWACUACUGGUAAUGUACCCACUGGAUGUGGUGAAGACAAGAAUGCAAUUGCAAGUCACCACAACAAGCAAGCCCGGUGUGGCUGCCGUGAAGGCUGUAGGGGAGCAUUACACGGGUGUGAUGGACUGUUUGACCAAAAUCGUCAAGAAGGAAGGGUUCUCGCGCCUAUACAAAGGUAUCACGUCGCCCAUACUGAUGGAAGCUCCGAAGCGAGCCAUUAAGUUCUCGGGAAAUGAUACGUUCCAAACGUUUUAUAAGAAGCUUUUCCCCACGCCCAAUGGGGAAAUGACUCAAAAAAUCGCUAUAUGUAGCGGUGCGUCCGCCGGCGCCGUGGAAGCGUUUAUCGUGGCGCCCUUUGAACUUGUGAAGAUCAGGUUACAGGACGUGAACUCGCCGUUCAAGACGCCCAUUGAAGUCGUGAAGAACUGUGUGGUGAAAGGGGGCGUCCUGUCGCUUUUCAACGGGUUGGAGGCCACCAUCUGGAGGCACGUUCUUUGGAACGCCGGUUAUUUCGGUAUCAUAUUUCAGGUCCGAAAGAUCUUGCCGGCGGCUACGACAAACACGGAGAAGACAAGAAACGACAUGAUUGCUGGUGCCAUCGGUGGCACUGUCGGAUGUCUAUUGAAUACGCCGUUUGAUGUGGUGAAAUCGAGGAUCCAGAGAAGCUCCGGGCCCCUGAGGAAAUACAACUGGUCCCUACCCUCGGUGUUUGUAGUAUACCGCGAAGAAGGGUUCAAGGCAUUAUAUAAGGGGUUUGCGCCAAAAGUCAUGAGACUAGCCCCCGGUGGCGGGUUGCUGUUGGUGGUCUUUACCAAUGUCAUGGAUUUCUUCAGAGAAGCCAAGUACGGCAAGAAGUAA